ACUGACUAUUGGUGAAUUUUUCCUCCAAGCCAGUGACCAUGAUGAAGGAGGUUGGAAUAUAUGAACAGAUUAGUGGGAACACACCUACUUUAUGACAAGGAUCAGCUGAUAUUGACACUACUUAUAUUGUUAAACAUUGCGAGCAAUUAAUUGCUGUAUACGUAUUACAUUAUGUAUACAUUCCCUUGAUCAUGGAUAUGUUACAAUCAUGAAAGAACCCUAGCUGAUGUUUAUUGGUAAUCUCUAAUCAACAAUUAGACAUUUUGGUGUGAGGGAUCGAAGCCAAGAACAAUUGCCACAUUCAUGGUCACCGGCAUUGGACAUAUAAAAUAUUACUAAAUGUAUAUUACGCGGCAAUGAAAUAGAUUGGAUCAAACGACGAAUGUUAGGAAACAUCGGACCUUUGACUUUGUGUUUUUAUUGCUUUUUCGGUAAAUAGAUAGUAUCCCAGGAGACCAAGGAUCAGAUACUAAUACCGCUUACCGUAUAUAUAUGCGAAUAUAAUACGAAUGAACGAGGUGAUGUUAGAGUAACAAAGUGACAGUCGAUCGGUAAACUGAUGCAGCCCGAAGAAGUUUUGGAGAUGUGCAAAGGUUUUUGGCAGGCGAAAUAGAAGCACAACCAAGUUUCACAAUCAACAAAUACCUGCCAUAAUGUCAGAAGAUUAUAACAACAAAGUUCUUAAGUUUUUAUUUCGGUACAUUAUGGGAGAUCUCCCUGCAUUAACCGACUGGUUAAAAACUAAACCAUGGGUCCUGGCAGUACCAAGUUGGAUCCUACGUGCCAUAGGAGCACCGAUCUUUCUCAACAACCCCAUCAGUGGUCUUUUGAUAUUGAUUGGUAUGUUCAUCGCAAAUCCUUGGGUGGCAAUAUGUGGUAUAACGGGGCUUAUAUCAGCCAUCGCGACUGCCUUUCUCCUUGGCCAGGACCACGGAGCUAUUUCAAACGGUGGAUGUACGUUCCAUGGAAUGCUUGUAGGGAUCGUAGUUUCAGCGUCGAUUGAUAAGCCAGACUGGUACCCCUGGACUGUGUUUCCCGUGGUUUUCCUCGCCAUGCUCAGCGUUUAUGUGAAUAGUGGUUUAGGGGGAAUAUUUUCUUCGUGGAACAUCCCCGCCUUCAACCUCCCGUUCUGUUUGGUAGCGUUCGUGUUUCUCGCCGCCCUCCCACCGAACAAUCCAAACUUUCCCCCACGGAUAAAAGCAGCUCCGAAUGAGACAUUUGCUCAAGCCAGUAUAGACUGGGGCCAGAUUUUCCUUGCGAUACCGUGUAGCUGUGCCCAGAUCUAUGGAUCAAAUCAAGCGAUAGUGGGGGUGUUGAUAUUAUUAGGCCUACUUAUAGGAUCCCCAAUCCUCUUUCUACAUGCAAUAUUGGGACCAUUUAUGAGCGUAUUUACAGCUUUAUGUGUGGCUGCCCCUCCAGAGCAAAUCUACACUGGUGAAUGGAGUUACAACGCUAUGCUGGCAGCGACAUCUCUCGGAGGUUUCUUCUGGGUUCUUUCAAUACAAACUCAUAUUCUUGCCCUAUCAGCAGCCAUAUUUUCUACCAUCGUUUAUGGAGCCAUGUUUAACACAUUCUCAAACAAUAAUAUUGGUGGGCUUGUGUUAGCGUUUCCGUUCGUGCUGACUGCCAGUAUAUUCUUGGCGUUCACCAGUGAGAGUAAAGCGAUUAAGAGAGUUCCCCUAGAUAGAAUUUCUUAUCCAGAAAUGCAUUGGAAAUUAUUCAACAAUAAGCAGACAAUUACUCCAGAUGGUUCCGGGACUUUGACGCAAUAAGUUGUUGUCUAAAGUUCAAUGACAAUACCAACUCUAAAAAUUCCUGAUAUAUUUACAUGUGAGUUUAGCUACAAGCCUUUGUGACCCCUUCUACUUGACUACACACUUUCUCGCACAAAUGUUGGGAUGAGUAGGGGGGGGGGGGGGGUUAAGGACUUGUAGCUAGACUAGAAAUAAAUCAAACGCGUGCAAUGUGCAUUCAGUUAUAUGAAUCACCAACUAAUAAUUCUAAAGAAGGAUCUAAGACGUGUUUUAUGAGUAAACAUUUAUCAUGCAACACUGUAAGACAGGUUGACGCACCUUCGUUCAAAGAUAGAUACAUUAUGUAAUGUAUUUGAAUUUGUCGUCAAAUUAUUGUAUGUAAAAUAGAUAUGCAAAAUACUGGA
Molecule: messenger RNA, 2158 nt
Organism: Owenia fusiformis
Lineage: Eukaryota; Metazoa; Annelida; Polychaeta; Sabellida; Oweniidae
Source: the annotation of a GenBank genome assembly